GUGUCAUGCCUGCCCUUGUGCAGUUUAACUUCUAAGAGUGUGUCAGUUUCUAAUGGGUUUUCAAUCUGUUUUUAUAAUUUUUGUGGUCACGGUGCUCCAUUUCUGGGAUUAAUAGCCUGAAUAUAGAAGAACUGCAUGACUAGCAAAAUAUUUCUCUCUCUCUCCACCAGUCUCAUUUCAUCUCAGCACUCACCGUGGUCUUCGUCAACUCCAAGUCCCUGUCCUCCCUGAAGAUCGACGACACGCCAGUGGACGACCCGUCUCUGAAGGUGCUGGUGGCCAACAACAGCGACACGCUGAAGCUGCUGAAGAUGAGCAGCUGCCCACACGUGUCCCCUGCAGGUAUCCUGUGUGUAGCGGACCAGUGCCACGGUCUGCGGGAGCUGGCCCUGAACUACCACCUACUGAGCGACGAGCUGUUGCUGGCGCUCUCGUCCGAGAAGCACGUCCACCUGGAGCACCUGCGCAUCGACGUGGUCAGCGAGAACCCGGGCCAGCAGUUCCACACCAUCAAGAAGAGCAGCUGGGACGCCAUGGUGCGCCACUCGCCCAAGUUCAACCUCGUCAUGUACUUCUUCCUGUACGAGGACGAGUUCGGGCCCUUCUUCCGCGACGAGAUCCCGGUCACUCACCUGUAUUUCGGCCGCUCGGUCAGCAAAGACGUGCUGGGCCGCGUCGGGCUGCACUGCCCGCGUCUGGUGGAGCUGGUGGUGUGCGCCAACGGUCUCCGCCCGCUGGACGAGGAGCUCAUCCGCAUCGCCGACCGCUGCAAGAACCUGACGGCCAUCGGGCUGGGCGAGUGCGAGGUGUCCUGCAGCGCCUUCGUGGAGUUCGUGAAGAUGUGCGGCCGCCGCCUCUCGCAGCUGUCCAUCAUGGAGGAGGUGCUGGUGCCCGACCACAAGUACGAACUGGACGAUAUCCACUGGGAGGUGUCCAAACACCUGGGCCGUGUCUGGUUCCCCGACAUGAUGCCCACCUGGUAGACGGGAGGGAGGGGGCAGCGCUUGUACGCUCACCUGUGGCCCAGGUGACCACCUGCACACCUCUCCUCCCAUCUCUCCCCUUCCUUUUUCUGCUAGAAUGAGACGACGUAGAGUAGUCCGCUCCACUUCAAAGACCAUCCUCCCGAGUGUGUUCUUCUCGACACGCAGACACACACACACACACACACAUAUAGAGAGAACAAUUCAUACUCAGUCAUGCUGUCUUGGUGUAGCUUGGCUCUACAUCAUGACAUUUGUGUGUAUGUUUAUGUAUGAAGUAGACACCUGCAUUGCUGUGUCUGCAGAGGCUCGUAUGAGCGCCUGGGCGGACUUUUUAAAAAAGUAGUACGAGUGUCUGGGAAAGGAGAGAUGGGCGUCGCCGCUGAGCAACAGGAUCUCAGAUGGACCAAUCAAACUUCAUCAUCAGACAGGUCUCUCGGCUCAUUGGUCAGGUUGGAAGAUCUCAUGGGGAUACAAAUCAGUUGAAACUGAGGGAAGGAGGACCGGUUCAGCAGUCCCGCACUGUGCUGUGAUUGGCUGAAAUACUUGUCUUUCAUUGGAAUGAGUUUUGAUUGAUUAGCAAUUGGUGUGGAAUUGAUGCUUGUGUAGGGUCUCAGUUAGCGCAGUAAGUUUCACUUCUGGGAAGUAUCUGGAAGUUACUUUAUUAUCCAUUUGGAUAUUUGGAUGUCUAAAUCACAAUAUAGCACUUUUAAAAAUAAAUGAAGAAACAAUUUAAUGAAAAGCAAAAUGUUUAAUUGUUUUGUAUAUAUUUUAGGUUAGCCUAAUCCUUGACUCUGCAACAGAUCCAGAUUGGUUCUGAAACAUUUUUAGCAGGUCGGCAGGACUGGCUAACAGAUCCAGAUCGCUUCUGAAAUGUUUUGAGCAGGUCGGCAGGAUAGCUGCAGGAAGCCAGGAGAAUGUCCAUGAACACCGAGGGAGUAGAAUAGAACUUGAUUAUGUGGCACCACCAUUACCCUCCACUCAACCAUUACCCUCCUCUCAAACGCUUGAGUCUGCAUCAGAGACUUACCUGGAUUUUAACACGUUUGUGAUGAACUCACGAGAAGCUUUUCGGCUUUUGUCUCCCUCUGUACGUCAGCCCCAUCUCCCCUCGUUAGUGGUUACUGUUCCUUUUUGCUGAUGUGGAAGAUGUUUGGCGCCUCGUCUCCUCUCGUUAAUGGCGUUCCUUUUGGCUGAUGUGGAAGACGUUUGGCGCCUCGUCUCCUCUCGUUAAUGGCGUUCCUUUUUGCUGAUGUGGAAGACGUUUGACGCCUCACGCCGUCUACUCACGCAGUUUUUAUAGUGUACAUAAAUAAUAUGGGUGGACUCUUUUAUUUGUGUCCUGGAAGAGGAUGAAAACACAAAUUCCUGUCCAGCUGAGGUGAUUUUCCUCGCAGAUGUUUAUCCGUUUUUCAUUUCUACUUACAAAGAGAUAUGAAGGAAACUCUGUGGGUUUUUAUUUCCUCUUUCCCUUGCCCCAGCAUUCCCACCGCAUCCUUCCUCCUGCUCCUCAGUUGCCCCCGCAAUUCCCACCGCAUCCUUCCUCCUGCUCCUCAGUUGCCCCCGCAUUCCCACCGCAUCCUUCCUCCUGCUCCUCAGUUGCCCCCGCAUCCUUCCUCCUGCUCCUCAGUUGCCCCCGCAUUCCCACCGCAUCCUUCCUCCUGCUCCUCAGUUGCCCCCUGCAUCCUUCCUCCUGCUCCUCAGUUGCCCCCGCAUUCCCACCGCAUCCUUCCUCCUGCUCCUCAGUUGCCCCAGCAUUCCCACCGCAUCCCUCGUUCCCAUGACUGCCCAAACUUGGCUUGAUCCCGUGUAAUUUAUUUAGCGUAAAACUGCUUUUUGUAUUCAUCAGUGGUUUGUAUUGAUGAUGAUGAUGAUGAUGAUGAUGAUGUAUAGUUUCCAAGUGAUGUACAUGUGUACGUAUGUCUGCAAACAGUCACAGUUGUUGUGAACAUAUAGGCCUGCCUAAUAUGAGAAGAAAGCUUGUGCAGCUUUUCCCACUCACCUCCACUAGAGGGAGCAUGUGUGCAGGUUUUGACUGCUCCUGUCAGAACAGAGUAGCUUUUCUCUUGUAGAAGUGUGUGGGUUUCCUGACAUCACUGUAAAUAGAUGCUACAUGUACAUUCAUACACACUACACUUUCACUGUGCUGGGAUGCUGUUAUCCUUUUAUUUUGUCAAGCCUACAUCAAAGACGUACAAAAAUGUUAACACCAUUUCAAGGUGCUGAUUUAUUUUUUACCUUUUUUGUAUUUCCAUGUAGGCUACAAAACAGAAAAAUCUGAUCUAAGAAAUAUUCUCAGAUGUAAUGGACAGAAAAUGGCAUUGUGAAUCUUUUCUAAAGAAUUCAGUAUAGAAAUAGUCGAGUCAGUCUUGUGGAAAUAUGGGCUGAACUGAGACAAAAUUUCUCUCCUCUGAGCUGGGCAUAUGACCUUCAACCUUUGGCUGACCUUUGAUUGUCCAGGAUUAAGUGCGUCUCCAUGGCUACAUUGGAAGUGUACAUCGGUCACGUUGACUUCAUUUACUCUGUUCCUCUGACAUAUCUGUCCAUCUGGGAUACAGCCCCCCCCCCC
Messenger RNA from Alosa sapidissima (American shad), 3552 nucleotides. RefSeq names its product F-box/LRR-repeat protein 3. Gene Ontology annotation, biological process: G2/M transition of mitotic cell cycle; regulation of cell cycle; SCF-dependent proteasomal ubiquitin-dependent protein catabolic process. Gene Ontology annotation, cellular component: nucleus; cytosol; SCF ubiquitin ligase complex. The record is from RefSeq and is a predicted model, not a curated record. The transcript is spliced from 2 exons. Bases 312 to 983 code for a protein of 223 amino acids. NCBI's taxonomy places the organism in Eukaryota, Metazoa, Chordata, Actinopteri, Clupeiformes, Clupeidae.